AUGAGCGCCAUCCCAUCAACAGACGCCGAAUGGGCGCAAAAGAUAGCCAAUAUGAAGGAGAAACUGCCGAAACCCUCGCUGUCCCAGCCGCCAAUUCCAACACAAAUCAACCGCACAAUAGACCACACCCUCCAGGUGAGCCCAGUUGAAGACGCACAGAUCGACGCGCUGUGUCAAGAAGCCCUUAAAUACGAAUUCGCCGCCGUGUGCGUGCGACCCGAGCACGUCGCCCGCGCAGCAAGCCACGUCAAAGGCAGCAACACAGCGGUCGCAUGCAUAGUGGGCUUCCCGGAGGACGCGCACAAGACAGCCGACAAAGUACGCGACGCCAAAGAGGCCGUUGCGCAGGGCGCCACCGAGCUCGACAUAGUGAUCCGGUACAACCUGCUCAAAGAGGGCCAGUACACGGAGGUAUACACGGACAUCUAUGCGGUGCGUCAGGCUGCACCGUCGCCAAUCGUCCUCCAGGCGAUUCUGGAGGCGUCGACGCUUGAGAGGGAUCAGCUUAUCGAUGCGACGAUCGUGUCGUGUAUGGCUGGUGCAGACUUUAUCAAGACUAGCACGGGCCGGGAUGGCGGUACGAGUACUGAGCAUGUUAAGCUAAUGCACUAUGCGGCGGAGAUGUGUAGGUGCUCUUGCAGGAUCAAGGCUAGUGGCGGUAUACACAAUGCUCUGACUCUGUUACGCAUGCUUAAGGCUGGAGCAUAUCGCAUUGGAACUACUGACGGGGUUAAGAUCAUGAUGGAGAUCGAUGAGGGGGAGAUUCUUGAACAAGGAUCUGGCCAUGCGGUGGCUUGA
This is a messenger RNA of Penicillium roqueforti, 798 nucleotides long. RefSeq names its product 2-deoxyribose-5-phosphate aldolase. Gene Ontology annotation, biological process: deoxyribonucleotide catabolic process; carbohydrate catabolic process. The transcript has a single exon. NCBI's taxonomy places the organism in Eukaryota, Fungi, Ascomycota, Eurotiomycetes, Eurotiales, Aspergillaceae. Bases 1 to 798 code for a protein of 265 amino acids. Gene Ontology annotation, molecular function: deoxyribose-phosphate aldolase activity. Gene Ontology annotation, cellular component: cytoplasm. The record is from RefSeq and is a predicted model, not a curated record.